Messenger RNA from Mangifera indica (mango), 1186 nucleotides. Its product is annotated as nucleoside diphosphate kinase 3-like. Gene Ontology annotation, molecular function: nucleoside diphosphate kinase activity. Lineage: Eukaryota; Viridiplantae; Streptophyta; Magnoliopsida; Sapindales; Anacardiaceae. The transcript has 7 exons. Bases 346 to 1059 code for a protein of 237 amino acids. Gene Ontology annotation, biological process: GTP biosynthetic process; CTP biosynthetic process; UTP biosynthetic process. The record is from RefSeq and is a predicted model, not a curated record.
AAUAAAAUAACAUGGUCUGCAAUUGAUUCAGAAGAAAGUUGCGAUUCAUUUACCUUUUUGUUCAACUUUCAGAUGCCUUUGAAAGCUUUGACAAAUCAAGAACUUUUCCAUCCCUUAUUCAAAUAAAUUUAUUGAAACACCCUUUUUCUCACCAAUCAUUAAUCGUACUUUACAUAGAAAACAAAAAAGAUCUAGCGCCAAACUGAUCCAAACAAUUCGGGUAGGGUUUGACUGGACCAAACACAUCAUCCCAUAGCUCAAGAAUCUCCAUAUAAAUAUUUUCUUUCUUGCUUUCAGCUUUUUUCACUAUUGGGUUUCAUUUUCUGCUCAUUUUUCACUCCGAAAAUGAGCUCUUUCAUUGCCAGAUAUGCUUCUAGAGCCGCCAGGUCGCUCCUGUCUGUUUCUAAGAACGCCCGUUCUUACUCUGAACGGCGAGCUGUGGCUGCAGCAGCGGCUGUUACAUUCAGUGGGAAGGUGCCUUUUCUCGCAUCAAAUUUCGGUAGGGCUGGUUCCUCAAAUGUGUCUCGAGGAUGGCUAUCUGGAGCCCUUGCCCUUCCCGCGGCAGUCUGCAUGCUCCAGGAGCAGGAGGCACAUGCUGCAGAGUUGGAGCGUACUUUCAUUGCUAUCAAGCCUGAUGGGGUGCAGAGGGGACUGAUCUCAGAAAUCAUAUCUCGCUUUGAGCGUAAAGGGUUUAAGCUUGUGGCCAUUAAAAUAGUGGUUCCUUCAAAGGAUUUUGCACAGAAGCAUUAUCAUGAUCUUAAGGAAAGACCCUUUUUCAACGGCCUCUGCGAUUUCCUUAGCUCUGGCCCUGUUGUGGCCAUGGUUUGGGAAGGAGAGGGAGUUAUUAAAUAUGGUAGGAAACUCAUUGGAGCCACAGAUCCACAGAAAUCAGAACCUGGAUCAAUCAGAGGUGAUCUAGCCAUUGUCGUUGGAAGAAACAUCAUUCACGGAAGCGAUGGCCCUGAGACAGCCAAGGAUGAGAUCAAAUUAUGGUUCAAACCAGAGGAACUGGUGAACUACACAAGCAACGCAGAGAAGUGGGUGUAUGGAGUCAACUGAUAAAGUUUUUUUUUAUUCCUUCUUUUUUGUGUUAGAAUUAAAUUUUUCAGAAGCCCUACAUGAAGAGUGAGAGCAGCAGCAUAAUUUUUAGAAUAAAUUUGUUCCAGUUGAGGUGAACAAUGCAACA